AUGAGCGCAAUCGAGGUGCAAGAAAAGCAGCAGGACAACUUGAACGAUCACACGACGUUUGUGGCCACUCCGGUGGUGGAAUCCGUCGAUCACGGGGGGCAAAAAGUGUUGAAUUUCCUCGGGAUCAAUUGCGCGACCGCUCGGUGCCGACACUGUUUCCAAACCGUUCCUCACGACCACGAGGACGCUUUGCUCGUGGACGAAGACGGAGAGAAUAAAGAUACCUCAAAUAAUAGUGAACCGAACACGCCGAAAACGCCGUGUGAUUCUCACUCGGAGUGGACGAAGACGUUUGAAGUGCAAAGGCAAAACAUGAAAAGCGCCAACAUACCGAAAACGGACGACGAAUACAAGAAAUCGGUGUUUACGCCGACGGACGAGUCGAGCACGAGAUUAUACGCGGAAAUGGACGCGUUGGAAACGAAUGCCAUGAUAAACGAGAGGUUGGUGAGUGGGGCGGUGAAGAAUACGGUGAAGAAACAGUAA
Bathycoccus prasinos is the source of this 486-nucleotide messenger RNA. RefSeq lists its product with no specific name. The record is from RefSeq and is a predicted model, not a curated record. The transcript has a single exon. Lineage: Eukaryota; Viridiplantae; Chlorophyta; Mamiellophyceae; Mamiellales; Bathycoccaceae. The coding region runs from base 1 to 486 and encodes 161 amino acids.